Molecule: messenger RNA, 729 nt
Organism: Hirsutella rhossiliensis
Lineage: Eukaryota; Fungi; Ascomycota; Sordariomycetes; Hypocreales; Ophiocordycipitaceae
Product: pre-mRNA-splicing factor 38B
Exons: 3
Coding region: 1-729 (242 amino acids)
Source: RefSeq, a predicted model, not a curated record
AUGCCAAACGAUGACCUCCUAACCGACGAAUACGUCGCUGGACUGCUAGCCGAAGAGGCCAAGGACUGCUCUCUGAAAUACUCAACCAUGGGCAUGGAACCGAGAAGGGAUCUCAGGCCGGCCAAUUUGCCGAGGCCCAACACGCGGUUCCUUCGCAACAUCAUCAAGAACACGGAAACCCACAACAAAGCACGGAUUGCAAAGGGAGAAGCCCAGUCAAAGGCCAAGCUCCAAGAGCUGGACAAGGCUGACGAGGCUCGACGACGCAAGACGAAUCCAGAUGCGAGCGACAUCCGAAAGCGUCAGAUGGGUGACAUCCACGCCAUUCUGGGCGGCACGAAGCGAACUGGCGAUCAAGGCGGCGAUGACGACGGCGGCGAUUCGGACCCGCUGAAUGAUCUGAUCGGCCCAGCGCCGCCUGCCAGGCACCGUGGACGAGGCACGAUUGGCGGGGCCGCAAACCUGGAUCGUCGCUUCUCCGAGUUGUAUGACCCGCGAACCGAUACGCAAGACCACGACAUGGACGGAGGUGACUGGGACGACACGGUAGAGGCCUACAGGGAUCUCCAGAAGCUGCGACUGAACCAGCCACAGCGAAUGAGAUCCGCAGGCUUCACCGAGAACCAGAUCGAACGUGUCGAGGACAAGCGCGAGAAGACGGACAAGGACGUCGUUUGGUCCAAGGCAGGCGAGAAGCGGGCGUGGGACAGGGGCAAGUUCUUGGACUAG